Anisakis simplex (herring worm) is the source of this 912-nucleotide messenger RNA. NCBI's taxonomy places the organism in Eukaryota, Metazoa, Nematoda, Chromadorea, Rhabditida, Anisakidae. The record is from the annotation of a GenBank genome assembly.
AUCGAUUUGGAUAAGAUGCCGUUAGGACGAUUGUCGAAACGACAAAUAGACGAUGCGUACAAGGUGUUGAGCGAACUCCAGAAUGUAAGGUUUUCAUGUGAUACACCUACUGAUGCUACAAGUGACCAUUAUUUGGAUGCUACUAAUCGUUUCUACACUUAUGUCCCACAAAACUUCGGUAUGGUUGCGCCACCGAUAUUGAAUACAAAAGAGAAAAUAACGGAGAAGAGCAAGUUGUUGGAUGAGUUAGCAGAGAUUGCAAUCGCGUACAGUUUGAUGAAGUCAGAUUUCGUGGAGGGUGGCGAUGCAACGAAAAGUCAACUCGAUUUAUAUUAUGAAAAGUUACAUGCAGAGAUGGAGGUUGUUGAUCACGAGAGUGAGGAAUUCAAACGAAUAUCAGAAUACGUAAAGAAUACACAUGCGCCUACGCAUAAUCAGUACAACCUGGAGAUUAUGGAUUUGAUUCGUGUGCACCGUGAGGGUGAAAAGGAACGUUUCCGACGUGAUCUCCAUAAUCGUCAACUUCUCUGGCACGGAUCUCGUACUACCAACUAUGCUGGUAUCCUAUCACAAGGUCUCAGAAUCGCUCCCCCGGAGGCACCUGUCACUGGUUAUAUGUUCGGUAAAGGUGUAUAUUUUGCGGAUAUGGUCUCAAAAUCAGCCAACUACUGCUAUGCGAUGAAUAAAGAAGGUUUGCUGCUGCUCUGCGAUGUGGCGUUGGGUGAGAUGCAAGAAGAGACGCAGGCCAAGUGUAUCACAAAACUGAAGAAAGGCAAACACAGUUGUAAAGGCGUUGGUAGAACGAUACCUGAUCCGGAAGGUGCAUACGUGACAGAGGAAGGCGUAACGAUCCCAAUGGGCAAACCGAUCAAAACAAAGAGAAAGGAUUUAUCACUUCUGUAUAAUGAGUAA